This is a messenger RNA of Leucoraja erinaceus (little skate), 1704 nucleotides long. RefSeq names its product nucleoside hydrolase-like. The record is from RefSeq and is a predicted model, not a curated record. Lineage: Eukaryota; Metazoa; Chordata; Chondrichthyes; Rajiformes; Rajidae. The transcript is spliced from 5 exons. Bases 343 to 1392 code for a protein of 349 amino acids. Gene Ontology annotation, molecular function: hydrolase activity, hydrolyzing N-glycosyl compounds.
ACCCCAAAGUGCUUCACAUAAUUACAUUACAUUUACACACAGGCAAAGGUGGUUGAAGUGUCUUGCCCCAAGGACACAACGACAGUAUGCACUCCAAGCGGGAUUCGAACCGGCUACCUUCCGGUCGCCAGCCGAACACUUAGCCCAUUGUGCCAUCUGUCGUCCCGAUGCAAUAGAUGAGGUUGGAGGAGGUGGAGGUGAACAUCUGUCGCACCUGGAACGGCUGCCUGGGUCCUUGAAUGGAGUCGAGGGGGGAGGUAAAGCGACAAGUGUAGCAUCUGUUGCGGUUGCUGAUGCUGCCUGAUCUCCUGAGUUACUCCAGCACUUUGUGUGCUUUUGUGCAUGAUCCAGCAUCUGCAGUUCUUUUGUUUCCACAUUGUGUUGCUAAACAUUGCCACAUUUAUUCCAAACUCGCUGUCUUUAGGUUGCCACCAGAGCAAGGAGCUAUUUAUCUUGGAUGUGGAUGUUGGCGUGGAUGAUGCCCUGGCGCUGAUGAUGGCUCUGGCAGCUCCCAACGUGCACAUCCUGGCAAUAACCUGCACUCACGGUAACACGGGCAUCGACAACGUGUGCAAGAACGUGCUGCGUGUGCUGAAACUGUGUAACAGGAUGGAGAUCCCUGUCUACCGUGGAGCAGGCACCUCCCUCCUGGGUGUAGUCCAUCACGCCUCAGAGUACCAUGGGAAGGACGGCCUGGGCGAUGUUCCCGAUCCCGAUGCUCCGGGUGUGGAGCAUUUAAAGUCCGAACACGCAGUGAAUGCCAUGGCACGGAUAGUUAAUGAGUACCCCAAGCAGGUCACUCUUGUUGCACUUGGACCCCUGACCAACGUAGCCCUGGCUGCCAAGUUAAACCCCACCUUUCCUUCAAAGCUGAAGGGUUUGUACAUCAUGGGUGGAAACAUGGAAGCCAGAGGGAAUGUGAGAGUCUGCGGCGAGUUCAACUUUGUCACAGACCCAGAAGCGGCUUCCAUGGUGCUGAGCCACUUCACUUGUCCCGUGUACAUCGCCACCUUGGAGUACUGCCUCCGCCAUCAUCUGUCCUGGGACUUUUACAAAAAGUGGGUGAAUCAAGACAGUGCAAAGGCUCGGUUCAUGAAGAAGAUAUCUGCACAUACUGCGGACUACAGCCACGAAGGCGAAGGUGGCAAGGCCUUGCUGUUUGGAAGCGGCUUUGUGUGCUGUGAUUCAUUCGCAAUAUCUGCUGCCAUUGAUGACUCGGUGGUGAAGGAGCGCGCCCAGUAUGGGGUGAGUGUGGAGUUGCACGGAUCACUGACCAGGGGCAUGAUGGUCGUGGACACUCUCGACAUCCUGAAGCUCCCACACAAAGCCACCGUCUUCCUGGAAUGUGACAUGGAGAAGUAUAAGCAGCAGCUGAUUAACGCCCUGAAAUAAGAUGCAGUACGUCCCACACGGAAGAACAUAAAGUGCCAGAGUUACAAUUAUACACGAUGCAAGCGCUUACGCCUAUAAAAUUUAUGUUUCAAUAAAGAGCUAUUAACACAUUAAAAAUGGGGUAUUCAAUGCUAACAAUAACUCAUUCGGUGUCUGAGACGGGCCGGCAAGAUCAUCAAAGACCCCUCCCACCCUAACCAUGGACUGUUUGCCCUCCUCCCAUCAGGGAGGUGGUACAGGAGCCUCAGGUCUCAUACUAGUAGGAUGAGGAACAGCUUCUACAACAACACAAUCACAUUGCUGAACUCGGAG